Molecule: messenger RNA, 978 nt
Organism: Aspergillus luchuensis
Lineage: Eukaryota; Fungi; Ascomycota; Eurotiomycetes; Eurotiales; Aspergillaceae
Exons: 7
Coding region: 1-978 (325 amino acids)
Source: RefSeq, a predicted model, not a curated record
AUGGCUGACGUGAGGUAUCCCGACACAAAUGGCCACAGCGCACUCGCAAAGGGCCCCAUUGCCGAGAACAUCAAGUCCGAGGCGUCCCGCACUGGUCAAGAAUUCCGCGAUUUGAGGAACACUAGCCCUUCAUCUACCACUGCGACCGGUCAACCCUUGACCUACUACCACUCGCUGCUGUACAGCCUUUUGAGCUGGGAGCAACCCCGAGCCACCGCCAUCUCCUUCGCGAGUGUCGUCACAUUCAUCUUUGCCGCCCGUUACCUUCCUCUCCUCCGUUGGUUCUUCAAAUUCAUCUAUGUGGUUCUGGGAUUCACCGCUAUUGUCGAGGUCGGCGGCAGACUUGCUCUGUCACAGAGUGUCGUGAGCUCGUUCCGGCCUCGCAAGUACUACACCGUGCCCAAGGAGACUAUCGAGGCUGUGUUGGAGGACCUUGAGCAGCUCAUCGACUUUGUCCUCAUUGAGUUCCAGCGUGUUCUGUUCGCUGAGAACAUUGUCCACACCAUUGCCUCCUUCUUUGCCGCUUUCACCGCCUACUGGUUGAUCAAGUUCCUUCCUUUCUGGGGACUGUCUUUGAUUGCGGUCACCAUCGCCUACAUGGGACCCUUGGUCUACAUCAACAACCGUGAAGUCAUCGAUGCCCACAUUGAGCACGCCCAGGAAGUUGUCAACAGCCAGGCCCACCAGCUGAAGGAUCUUGCUGAAGAGCGCACUGCCCAUGCCACGGGUGUUGUGAGGCAGUAUGUUGGUGACUACAGCGCCAAGGCCCAGGGAUACAUGCGUCGCUCUGCGACCCCUGAGAUGGCUCGGGCACCCGCCCCCGUUAUCAAGAAGGAGCCUGAAGCCGAGCCCGAGAUCAAGACGACUGACUUCCCGGAGGCACCCAAGGAGGAGCCCGUGGCCGCCCAGGAGCCCGUUGUGGAGACGAUCGAACAGCCUGCUGAGCAGGUGAAGUCGGAGCCUCUUCUGGCAGCUUAG